UCACGGAAAUAUCUUGAUUAGGCGGCUCUCGCUUCACAUAUUCUCUCUGGCAGUCUGUGAGGAUCGAACAGUGGUCUGGAGAAGAGCGGCGGAGGAGGAGCGCCUCAGGAACCGCAGAAUAACAGAAACAGGGAGGAUACGUGUUCAAAUUCACACUUUAGCAGCGCGUAUCCAUGUUUUACAGCUCGGAGACGCCCUCUCUGAUUAUAAAAGCUGAAGUCUGCGGCUAACUUGGUGGUGUUGAGGGGAGAGAGGAGCCGUUUGGCGGUGGCGGGAUGAGCUGAACAGUUCGGACGCUUCUCACCGACAGAGUCGCCAAUGUGGCAGCAGCGGCUUUUUCCCUGUGUGCAGAGGGACGUCUACCCGACACCACUAGGGUCCUCAGCAAGGCCCCUCCACGUUCAAAGGUUGACGUUACAUUAUCUAAGAUGGAGUAGAAACGCAGAUCUCUCUCUCCACCUUUCCUCCAACCCCAGCCCCCCUCCCAGCCCGUUGUAUGCUUGGUGCCCACAACUCGGCGCACCAUGCGUGCCAACGGGCGACUGGGGAGGUCCGUGUGCUGGAAGCUCCUCUCCCCCUUCAAGCGGUCCCGGCAGGAGAGGGUGAUUUUGGCUCGCAGCGAGAGCAUGCCAGGAGAACAGGUCCUCAAGAUCACGAUCACUGAGACGACGGUUAUCGAAGCUGACUCAGGGGUGUGGAACUCAAGAGCGCUGAGUUAUCUGGGCCUGUGGUACUUCUUCAGCUUCUCCACACUCUUUCUCAACAAGUACAUCCUCUCUCUCCUGGAGGGAGAGCCAAGCAUGCUGGGUGCUGUUCAGAUGCUUUCCACCACAGUCAUUGGCUGCAUUAAGAUGUUUGUGCCUUGCUGCCUGUACCAGCACAAGUCCCGAGCUGAAUACCCGCCCAACUUUCUCAUGAUCAUGCUCUUUGUGGGAUUAAUGAGGUUCACCACUGUGGUGCUAGGGCUUGUUAGUCUGAAGAACGUAGCUGUGUCAUUUGCAGAGACCGUGAAAAGUUCAGCACCCAUUUUCACUGUUAUCAUGUCCAGACUGAUACUUGGGGAAUACACAGGUCUUUGGGUGAACUUGUCUUUGUUUCCAAUUAUGGCCGGUCUUGCACUCUGCACAGCCACUGAAAUCAGCUUUAACAUGCUGGGCUUCUCUGCUGCUCUCUCUACAAACAUCAUGGACUGCUUACAAAAUGUAUUCUCAAAGAAGCUGCUAAGUGGGGACAAAUAUAGAUUCAGCCCCCCAGAGUUGCAAUUCUAUACCAGCGCUGCUGCCGUCAUCAUGCUGAUUCCUGCCUGGGUCUUCCUCAUGGACAUACCUUUGAUGGGGAAGAGUGGGCGGAGCUUCAGCCUGAGCCAGGACAUUGUGGUGCUGCUGCUGCUGGACGGGGUCCUGUUUCACCUGCAGAGUGUCACGGCCUACGCGCUCAUGGGACGCAUCUCACCUGUCACCUUUAGUGUGGCAAGCACAGUGAAGCAUGCCCUGUCCAUCUGGCUCAGCAUCAUCGUGUUCAGUAACCCCAUCACAGCCCUCUCUGCUGUGGGUACAGUACUGGUGGUUGUGGGAGUUAUGCUUUAUAACAAAGCCAAACAAUUUCAGAGAAGGACUCUGCAAGCCCUCGCCCAAUUAGCAGACUUGGACCAGAGAUCCUUACUUCAAGAGUCCAACCUCAAAGCAGCAGACUGAAUCAACGGAGAACAACUGAAAUGACUGCUGCUUCUGAUGGCAUUUAGAACCCUGUAAGGAUGGAUAUUUUUCAUUUCAGCUUUAAAAGGGAAGCGAAGAUGUGAGUAUUUUCGAGGUUUGGGUGAAUAAAGUUGGGACCCAAAUGAAUUCACAUUGGACCAAGGAGAAGAAGAGCUGCUCUAUUAGAAUGAUGAAAUAGCCAAGCUCUACAUAGACUUCUGUGCCUGGAGUAUGACAUUCCUUUUACUUUUUCCUUUCCUUUUACUUCUGACAUUAUUCCUGACAUUCACUGAUCAGAUGUUUGAGCACUUUUGUAAUCACCUAAAAGUUUCUUUUGUUCAUCCCACUAGUUUGGUAAUAAUUGGUAAGAAGAGGCAGGGGUACCUUCUGUGUUCAAUGGGACCAAUUUUUUUCUUUCCUAAUUUUAGCUUUCAGUUAUUCAGCCUGUUUCUUUGGUUUUGUUCUUGUCUCCCAUCAUGCAGGAUUUUUCAGAGAAACUGAAAAUGACAGUGUUUGUAGUACUGUAGUUUGGUCUUGUCUCUUACCUUUCAAGAUUUUUUUAGUAAGAAAUUGACAGUGUUUUAGAGACAGUGGUUAGAAAAGGAUUUUCCAAGGUUGUUUGCACUAUUGUUUAAUGAAGAUCAAAUCUAGCUCAUAGGUGUAGCCUGAGUAAUUCAGAAAAAGACAGCAUGCUGUAGAGUGUUGGGCUCUAAAGAUGAAUUUCAUCCAAGUUUUAAAUUUUUUGCAUAAUCCAAACAUUGAGAUGUAAACAAAGUCAUUCAACGUUGGUCUGUGUGAUAUUUAGAAAUAAUUACCACAAUAUUUUCUAGUUUAAAAAUUGCCAUUAUCGAUUAUAUCAAUCUGUCCCAUUUGAAGCCACAUUCUAUUCUACCUUCAGUUUAUAUGGUUUCUUACAUUAAUGGUUUAAUGAAAAUCUUUAAUAAAAAUCUUAUAUUUAAUAGUACAAUACUGAAUAAUUAUAACUAAGUAUCUUUUGAGAACUACUUCACUUGUCGUUUUUAAUAAAUGUUGCUGCAAACAGACACUUUCAUGAGAUCCCUCUGGUGUAGAUUCAGGGUGACUUGCUUGCUAAUAGUGCUCCCUGCUAGAGGAACAGCAGAUUGCAAAGGAAUUCCAAAGCCAUGCCCUCAUGGUUUACAUAUUAAAAAUGAGGUGUUUUUGUUGUUAUAGUGGAGUCAUUCUGGAAUUCAGCUAUAGAUGCCUUCAUACAACGAUACCACAUAGUACCACAUAGUAUUAUAGUUUUAUCAUUUUCAUAAUUUAACUAAAACUAUUUAAUUUAAACCACUGGAACACUUAAGCAGAAAAUACUGCAGUUUUUUCUUUGUUACCUGUUUCUGAUUCUGUUUCCUAGCCGUAGAUUGGGAUCAGAGAAACUUUCCGGCUAAAGCUAACUUAGCUGCUCUAAGGUAAAACCCUAUCACUUUAGCUUGGUUGUUUUGCUGCAGUGAGUCACACUGAAGCAAGCUGAAGUUCCAAAUCAGCAUCUAUUUUUUGCUCAGCCGCCCCUAAAGUGGUGACAUGGUGAUUAGUCUUUAGCCUUUAAUAAAGCCACCUUAUCGCCACCACUGUGAACAAUACCGACUCAGUAAGUUUCUCUAGAAGAAGCAUUUCACAUGAAACCUCUCUUGACUUUGUUUACAUCUUCAACAACAAGAAUUAAAGUAAUCUGAUCUAUUUCACACUUUUGGCUCAACCUGCCCUACAGCACAGACAUGGACUGUCGCAACUAUUGUGUUGUUUUUGUUUAUUUGCUUUACUUGGUGUAGCUUUUUUUUAUUAAUUGUACAUUGCGUAUUCCUCAACUUCACUUUCUUGUAUAUUUAGUAAACAUUGUUGUAAUCAUACAGCUAAAACAGCCUAAACUCAUAAAUGCUAUUGUCACUAUAACCUAGUAAUUUCAAGUAUUAUGAAAAAAGAGCAUCUAGGAAGAAAGUCACUCUCUUGUUAAAUGUUAUUGUUUAUUAUGAGUACUUUGUUGUGGCCGUGACAUGGGCUGCCAAAAUAUCAGUUUACCUCUUAUGAACUCUUUCUUUUCCAUUCCUUUUCAUUUUUGUCUGUUUUACUUGAUGUUCUGUGCCUAUAACUAUAAUCUCUCUUUUUGAUCACAUGGUUGAUUAAGUAAUGUACAUAAUCAUCAUUUAAUAAUAAUUGAAUGGAUUAUACCACUUCUUUAUACCGUUAGUCUUGAUGAGUUAUUCACGUAUGCCCUGCUGCACCAGUAGGUGUCGGUGCAUGAUAUGUUGAUUCAGUUGUUGCUGUUUGAUAUGACAGCGACAAGAUAUUAUUACACUGCUACUGUUCUUUAUUCUAACUCUAGGAGACCCAUAAUGAUUCCUCAAUGCAAAUGGUGAAAAUGAACCACUUCUCAGUUUUUCCAUCUAUGUUUCGUUGUCUUUGCCAAACUAAAUAUUCAGCAGCAUGUCUGUUCUGGCUCUUUAAUGUUUAGCGUCAUACUUUGUGUUUAACUUGAGCUAUUUUUUCAUCUCGUCUGUACUGAAGCGUUUCCUGCCGCUCUCUUUCUUCCACCUGUAUGGCUGCCUUGUAUUGUGUAACAAGACUUGAAUUCAAAACAAACCUGUGUUCCUUAGACUACUGAGAUAAAGACAUUCCGUGUGGUCAUCUGUUAAAUAGCCAGUGUCAUCUGUUAUUUUAUGCUUCACCAUGAGCCUCAGAUUCAUGUCUUCUACUCACUUUGGGUAGAGGUGAGUUUUACAUGGAUCUUUUGAUUCUGAGCCUGUGGACUAGGAGUUUAACAUCCGUGGAUGAAUUUCUAAGAACAUGUUUGUUAUACUUUUUAUGCUAUAAUUUAAUGUUCUCCACUUAACACAAGUGUGAACAUAGCAAUAUGUGUCUUUUAAUUGCAAAAAAAACUGAAAGAUCUUUAAAAUGUGUUGUAAACUGAAUUUCAAAUUUGUUUCUGUAGGAAUGGAAAACAAUAGGUUGCAUCUUGAAUCUUAAGAUGUAUUUUCGUAUACUAUUUAACCAGUUUACUGUUUAAAAGGACUUUUCUGUAUAAAUGGUUUGAUCUUUUGUGUCAAGUCUAAAGGUAUUAUUUGUACAUUGCUAUGGUGUACAGUACACUUAAUUCGAAAAGAAAGUCAUCUCAAAAACUCAUCUUGAAUAAAUUUCUAUGAAAUGGAAUCCAUGUUGU
Messenger RNA from Colossoma macropomum (tambaqui), 4869 nucleotides. Its product is annotated as solute carrier family 35 member E2A-like. The record is from RefSeq and is a predicted model, not a curated record. Gene Ontology annotation, molecular function: antiporter activity. Bases 525 to 1694 code for a protein of 389 amino acids. NCBI's taxonomy places the organism in Eukaryota, Metazoa, Chordata, Actinopteri, Characiformes, Serrasalmidae. Gene Ontology annotation, cellular component: Golgi apparatus. The transcript has 9 exons.